Messenger RNA from Ichthyophthirius multifiliis, 1362 nucleotides. RefSeq lists its product as hypothetical. The transcript is spliced from 3 exons. Gene Ontology annotation, cellular component: anaphase-promoting complex. Gene Ontology annotation, biological process: positive regulation of ubiquitin protein ligase activity; anaphase-promoting complex-dependent catabolic process; positive regulation of anaphase-promoting complex-dependent catabolic process. The record is from RefSeq and is a predicted model, not a curated record. Gene Ontology annotation, molecular function: protein binding; anaphase-promoting complex binding; ubiquitin ligase activator activity. NCBI's taxonomy places the organism in Eukaryota, Ciliophora, Oligohymenophorea, Hymenostomatida.
AUGGACCGUUUUAUUCCGAAUAGAAAAACUUCUAAAUUAGACACAUAUCAAGCACAUGAAUAUAAUGAAAACUCAUACUAAUUUGACCCAAGCAACAUUGAUGCAGAUGGUGUCCAAAUAAAGAAUUCAGUUGAUAAAGUAGAAUUAAAUCAAAUUACAAUUUCUCAACUAUAUAAAAACUAUGUAUUAGGAAUAAAAGACCAUAAGUUAGCAGAUCCUUAGCAUAUAUAUUGUCCUUUUAAAAAUCAAAAUAUAUUAAAAUUCAAAAAUGAGCCAAGUCUAUAUAAUUUUUAAAAAUAAAUACUUAGGCCCUUAAAUUAAAAUGAGUUUUUUCAUAAUCCAAUUCACGAUUCAUGUUGUUCAAAAAUUAGAAACAUUCGUAAAAUCUCAAAAGCUCCAUAUAAAGUUCUAGAUGCGCCUGCCUUAUAAGAUGAUUUUUAUUUAAAUCUUAUAGAUUGGUCAAGUUAGAAUGUACUUGCAGUAGGUUUGACUUCAUGUGUUUAUUUAUGGAGUGCCAGCUCUUCUAAAGUAACUAAAUUGUGUGAUUUUGGAAGAGUAAAUGAAGUUACAUCUGUGAAUUGGUGUAGUUAAAAUCCUUUAAUUGCCAUAGGAACAAAUACAGGAGAUGUAGAAAUAUGGGAUAAUGUUAAAAUGGAAUAAUUAAGAGUUUUAUCAGGACAUAGUUAAAGAGUAGGAACAUUAGCAUGGAAUUAAAAUAUAUUGACAUCAGGUUCUCGCGAUAAGAAUAUAUUAAUAAGAGAUAUUCGAAGCAAAAAUAUAUUCGAAUAAAAAUAUAUAGGCCAUAAAUAAGAAGUAUGUGGUUUAAAAUGGUCUUUUGACGAACAAUAUUUGGCAUCAGGAGGAAACGAUAAUAGGCUUCAUGUAUGGAAUAAGCAUUCGAAUAAGCCAAUGUAAUAAUUCACUAACCAUAACGCAGCUGUAAAGGCAUUAGCUUGGUCCCCACAUUAGCAUGGAUUAUUAGUUUCUGGAGGAGGAACUUAAGAUAGAAUGAUUAGAUUCUGGAAUAUUUUAACGGGAAAAUAGUUGGAAUGCAUAGAAACAGGAAGUUAGGUUUGUAAUUUGGUUUUUAGUAAAAAUUUAAAUGAAUUAGUUAGCACACACGGGUAUUCAGAGAAUUAAAUUAUUAUAUGGAGUGUGCCUGAAAUGGAUAAAAUUACCACAUUAACAGGACAUUCGUGCAGGGUUUUAUAUUUGGCGAUGAGUCCGGAUGGAUAGACAAUUGUUACUGGGGCCGGCGAUGAAACUUUGAGAUUCUGGAAUGUCUUUCCUGGAAGUAAGGGUGACGUAUAAAAAACUGUACACACUUCUUUACUUAUAGCUAAAAAUAAUUUCCUUAGAUGA